AUAAUCUGUAAAUCGACGUUUUAAAAAUGUGAGAGAAUUUCGAAUAAUGUUCAGUCCAUAGAAAAGAGAGGGAGGGAGGUUCAGUCAUUAACGAAACUUAAAUUAAGCUUAAUGUUAAGACUGGGUACGUAUAUUACUAGCGCCUUAAAAUACAAUGAUUUUGAUUUGAUUUGUUACACGCGCAUUUGGGCUUUCACUCGGUGGCAAGGAGUCGUCCACUUUCUCACUCUUUCCCUCCCCCCUUACAAUCCCACUUUCUUUUUAGUUGUCUCCUCAGGCCCCUUGCAUCUCUAACCCCCAGCAAAGGCUGUUAUCGGUAAUCUAGGAUAUUAAAUUGUUGUUUAAAUUAAAACAGGGCAGCUUGUAGUAUUUGAAUUAUGCGGCUUUCACGUAUCACCAACUUGACAAUACUUGUGCCACCAUUCCAUGACCUGCGCUAUGAAAUUUCUCUUGUAGAGAAGAUUUGACAACUCGAGAGAAACGUCAAACGUAAUAAUAUACUGAAAUUACGUGUUUAUAAGCUCACGUAGAAUUUUAAUUAUUAGCUUAUCUUUUUUGACGAUUAUUUAAAUAGUAGCAGCUCCUUAAUCGAUACAUAGCCAACCUCCACAAAUAAUCAAUAUGUUUAUCAAAACGAAAGUUCAAAGAAACAAGUUGGCUGUAAAGUAGCGUCGUGUCAUUCAAGCUUGUAAAUACACUUGUGACAGUGAGCAAGUGACGAUUUUUUAGAAUAUUUUCUAUUCUUUAUGUAAUGCGACGGACUAACGACUACCAUGGGCAAUACUGACACAAAAUUAAACUUCAGGAAAGCUGUUGUACAGCUGACAUCCAAAACACAGCCAAUUGACGCUGGUGACGACAGUUUCUGGGACCAGUUCUGGUCGGAAAAUGUGACCAGCAUUCAAGAUGUGUUCACGCUGGUGCCAGCGCUUGAAAUUCGAGCGUUACGCGAAGAAGCCCCCUCCAACCUGGCGACCUUGUGUUACAAAGCUGUGGAGAAACUUGUGAAAGCAGUUGAUAACAGCUGUCGAACCCAGCACGAGCAGCAGACAGUGCUGAACUGCGUGCGCCUCCUCACUCGGCUCCUGCCGUACAUAUUCGAGGACCCGGACUGGCGGGGGUUCUUCUGGUCCAGCCUGCCGGGGCAGAACCAGGACGAGGAGGACGAGACGUCCAUGCCGCUGGCCCAGUCCCUCAUCAACGCCAUCUGCGAUCUUCUUUUCUGCCCUGAUUUCACAGUGGCGUCCAACAGAAAGGCUGGGCCAGACAAGGCGGAAGACCUACAGUCCAUAGACAGCUGCGAGUACAUCUGGGAGGCGGGCGUGGGCUUCGCACACACCCCCCCGCGGUACCCCACCUACGACUGCAACCGGACCGAACUGCUGAAACUGCUGCUGACGUGCUUCAGCGAGACCAUGUACCAGCCACCGGUCGAUCUGUCGAGCGCCCCGAACCGCUGGAUCCAGUGCUUCACGAGCCCCGACAACCGGCACGCGCUGCCCCUGUUCACGUCGCUGCUGAACACGGUGUGCGCCUACGACCCGGUGGGGCUGGGCAUGCCCUACAACCACCUGCUGUUCAGCGACUCGCUGGAGCCCCUGGUGGACGCCGCGCUGCAGAUCCUCAUCGUGACGCUGGACCACGACACCUCGAGCGGGGGCGCCCCCGAGGGGGAGGAGGCUGCAACUCCGGACAACUUGUUCAUAAACUACCUGUCGCGCAUCCACCGCGACGAGGACUUCUUCUUCGUGCUGCGGGGCUUCACCCGGCUGCUGAACAACCCGCUGAUCCAGACCUACCUGCCCAACUCCACCAAGAAGGUGCAGUUCCAUCAGGAGCUGCUCGUGUUCUUCUGGAAGAUGUGCGACUACAACAAGAAAUUCCUGUACUAUGUGCUUAAAAGCAGUGAUGUGUUGGAUGUUCUUGUUCCAAUCCUGUUUCACCUCAACGAUUCCCGCGCAGAUCAGUCUCGUGUGGGGUUGAUGCAUAUUGGAGUGUUCAUCUUGUUGCUCUUGAGCGGUGAAAGGAACUUCGGGGUUCGGUUGAACAAGCCGUACACCGCCACCAUUCCCAUGGACAUCCCCGUGUUCACGGGAACCCAUGCAGAUCUUUUGAUAACAGUUUUCCACAAGAUUAUUACCACUGGUCACCAGCGAUUGCAACCUCUGUUUGAUUGUCUUCUCACCAUACUGGUCAAUGUGUCCCCGUACCUGAAGACCUUGUCGAUGGUCGCGAGCACCAAGCUCCUGCACCUGCUGGAGGCGUUCAGCACGCCCUGGUUCCUGUUCUCGUCCCCGACCAACCACCACCUGGUCUUCUUCCUGCUCGAGAUAUUCAACAACAUCAUCCAGUACCAGUUUGACGGCAACUCGAACCUGGUGUACACGAUCAUCCGCAAGCGGCAGGUGUUCCACACGCUGGCCAACCUGCCGAGCGACUACGGCGCCAUCACCAAGUCGCUGACGAAGCGCUCGCGCCGCCACCUGCCCAGCGUGGUGUCCACGGAGAGCGUGGCGGAGACCCCCAGCAUGGAGGGCUCGCGCCCCGCCCUGCCGGCCGAGCCGGGGACGCUCAAGGCCACGCUGCCCGACACCCCAGGCAUCGACAAGAUGACGGAGAAGGAGUCUGCGCACCCGUCGGUCCAGCAGCUGUGCGAGCUGGCCAGCGCGGCCGCCGUGAACGGCAGCGCGGGCGGGGACGUGCCAGCAGUUUCGGCUGCGGACGCCGCGCGCUCCCUCGCGGAGCUGGAGGAGGCCACCAGAGCCCUUGGCACCCCUGCAGCGCUGUCAUCACCCACUCCUUCUACUCACUCAGCAGUCAGCUCAAAGUCAGCUGCUCGUAAAGUUUCAGAUUCCUCGUCAUCGGGGAUGCAGAGGAACGUGUUCCAGAGGCGUAGCCUGCGGGUGACGGAGAGGGGUGUGGAACAGGGCGCUCCCUGGGUGCCGACCUCGGAGUGGGUCAACUCCUGGAAGGGCAAGCUGCCUCUGCAGACCAUCAUGAGGCUGCUGCAGGUGCUCGUGCCGCAGGUGGAGAAGAUAUGCAUCGACAAGGGCCUGACGGACGAGAGCGAGAUCCUCAAGUUCCUGCAGCACGGCACGCUGGUGGGCCUGCUGCCCGUGCCCCACCCCAUCCUCAUCAGGAAGUACCAGGCCAACUCGGGCACCACCACGUGGUUCCGCACCUACAUGUGGGGCGUGAUCUAUCUCAGGAACGUAGACCCUCCUAUCUGGUACGACACGGACGUCAAACUGUUUGAGAUCCAGAGGGUGUGAGGUGCCGAGCCAGAGCUACGAGCAAGUUACCUGUGACUGCAGGCUGCUAUCUUAUCAGUGUAGUGCUGUGCGUUCUCUUACUUUCUCCGCACGCACUUUGUGUUACGUUCAUGUGUUUUCUUUGUAACUAGCCUUGGAAUGUGAACUAUGGAAAAAUUUUUAUUUUUAUCUAUGCAUAUUACAGGUAGUCUUAAAUAGUAAGGUUGGAUUGCCACAAGCAGAUCAAUUGUACACUAAGUUGACAAAUACAUACAAUUAAGACAUUUGUGGCUAAAAUAUAUGUCAAAAAUUAACUCCAAAUGAUUGGUGAUGAUUCAGUAAAAAUAAGUAAAUUUGAUUGUUUGCAAGUUUUUUUAUUAUAGGUAAGUUGAAAUAGCAUGAUUCUGCUUGAAAAUCUAGUCAAAAAGAUGAAUACAUAAAGUCUGUUUUAAGUACAUAUGUUUUAAGAGCUCCAUUGGUCAGUCACUGGUACCAGCAUUAUUGAAGGUAUGCACAAAAAUCCAAUUGUUAUUAAACUAAACAUUCUGUAACUCUAAAGUUAUAUAUACUCUUUAAUAAUAUCACGAGUGCUGCAUCCAGAGAAUCUGAAGCACAUACACAUGUGUUUUACAAAUGUGAAACGUUUAUAGUAAUUAGUAACCUUUGUGCUUUCCAGAUCAUACAUUAAUUUCAUGUAUUUUGACAUUUAGGUCAUACUUUUUUUUUUUAAAUCAUCAUCAUCAUCAUCAUCAUCAUCAACUGUGCAUCUGUGUAGGGUGAAGUUUAGAAAAAUUUCUGAGUGUUAUCAAUAAAAUUUAGGUGGCAACACGACGCAGAUCAGGAAUAUUGGCGCAGGAAUUGCCGAUCAAGAUCCUCAGAGACUCCAGUCCAAUGUCUAAUCAUUAAUCAUUUCACCAUAUUAGCCAACUCAUGAUCAUGUUUCAUGUAUUGUUAUUUUUUUCAGUAUUCACAGUGCCCGCACAUCUGGAGUACUUGUCAGAUUGACCGGCACACCCCGACCCUCUAUAACUUCUCAUUUUAUUGUAAACAAUAAAAACAAGUCUUGGUCAAGCAAAAACAUUUGGGCAUAAUAGUAUCCUUAUUUAUUAUUACAGUAAGGUUGUCUAAAUGUCUAUCCAUUGAACCGGUAGAACUUGAUAAACAAAUACCUGUCAGUUAUUCAUUUCGCCAGUCCAUUGAACAAAAAUAAACUAUUUGUUAUCAAAUACACAGGCUCUAUUGGACAGUAAAAAUAAUUAGUCCUGUUAGGAUUAGAUGGCAGGUAAGAUUUUCUUUGGGAAAAUGAACUCGGUGUUAAGUGGAUGUUUUUUACACUUGUGUUACGAAGUGGGGUUACUCCUCUUUCAGCUAUCCUUCCAGAGGCACCUGGUUGUAAGGGAGGUUAGCCACAUUUCUGGUUGGCUGGAAGACUGAGGGUGUUUUGUGAACAGAGAUGGGUGGCAUUUCUUUAAACGGUUGCCCUGCUCGUAAGAAAGUUUGAAAAUGAGAGGCUAGUUAAUAAUAGGUGUCCGUGUCUGCUUUCAAUUUAAGUAAAACCAUCUAAAGAAGUUUCCUGAUUAAUAACCAUAAAUAUUUUUCACAUCAUCCCAGCAAUUACAUUCUGGGAUCAAAAUUAUAUGUACCUGUACAUAUUACUUGAUGCUAUAUUUUUACUUGAUGAUGAUGUACUUAAGAUCAUAAAUAUAGCAGUACAUGGGUAGGAACUUAGUGUAUAUGAAAGAUUUUUCAACAGUGGUGCUUGCUGAGAUCAGUUUAAUGUCUGGUACAUAUUUACAAAUUUGUUUGUGCACAUGUGAAAUAUAUUAACUUCGUUAUUUCUUGUUCAUUGUGUUUCAAAUUCAUGUGUUAAACAAAAUCAUUAGUCUUUGUAGAUCAAAGUGUGCAAUAUAAAUUUCAAAUAUAAGUGAUUCAUGGGUUUUUGCAUUUGUUUGCUCAUUAUUUAAAUUGAAAAAUUUUACCUGUUUUGAUUUCUAAUACAUUUGUGUAUUGCUUUGCUAACGUGGAAUAUUCUUACAUGCCACAAUAUUGUCGACCAUUACCGUGUAUAUAUUUAGAGAUAAUUUAUUAUAAAUUGUUUAUUUAAUGAUCACACAUGUUUUCAACCUAUUUAUAACAAUUUAUAUAUUCAUAUUGUAUUUUAUUUAUUUUAUGUUGUGAGUGAUCUGAUUCAUAUAUUUUUAUGGAAGUAACAAUGUUGUUAAUGUAUAAUUUACAUAGUAAAGUGAUGUUCAACAAAAUGUUGUUACUAAUGUACUGAUAGUACAUGUUUAGUAUGUAAAUUCUUGUAGUUGAAAGCCUGAUUCUAUGUGUGAGAAUCAAGAAUUAUUAGUUGAAGGUAGAGAUUUGUGUCAAAAAUUAUUUUUAGCAACUGAUAAACUUUUUCAUUGCAAUAUAA
This is a messenger RNA of Bacillus rossius redtenbacheri, 5667 nucleotides long. Its product is annotated as protein HID1. Gene Ontology annotation, cellular component: Golgi trans cisterna; membrane; Golgi medial cisterna. The transcript is spliced from 17 exons. The coding region runs from base 774 to 3272 and encodes 832 amino acids. The record is from RefSeq and is a predicted model, not a curated record. NCBI's taxonomy places the organism in Eukaryota, Metazoa, Arthropoda, Insecta, Phasmatodea, Bacillidae.